Aspergillus eucalypticola CBS 122712 is the source of this 1753-nucleotide messenger RNA. RefSeq names its product glycosyl hydrolase family 79 C-terminal domain-containing protein. The record is from RefSeq and is a predicted model, not a curated record. NCBI's taxonomy places the organism in Eukaryota, Fungi, Ascomycota, Eurotiomycetes, Eurotiales, Aspergillaceae. The coding region runs from base 1 to 1626 and encodes 541 amino acids. The transcript is spliced from 4 exons.
AUGCAUCAUCGUCCAAUCACAUUACUCUCUCUCCUACUUGGAGCUGCACACAGCAUUGCAGCUCGUCCGACCUUCCAAGAUGAAAGGAGCACCUCAUCAUUAAUCAGUCUGAGUGCAUCAGUUCCGGAUGAUGCAGCUCUGCCGGUCUUGCAUCCUUUUGUUUCAUUCUCUAUUGAAUUUGCGUUCUUUCCGGAUUAUGCAGGAAACCUAUCACAUCCGAAUCUCUUCUCGAAUCACCUGCUAGACAAUCUGGCCGAGUUGCAGGGCGCAAAGCCGUACAUUCGUGUUGGAGGGAAUACUCAAGACUUUGCCCUGUAUGAUCCGAACCUACAAGCAGCCACAAAUGCCACAUACAUUACCAGCAUUUCGACAGAUUACCCGAUAAUUUUUUCGUUUGGCCCCGCCUUCGUUGAGUCGUACUUCACCUGGCCGGGAACAAAGUUCAUCCACGGUUUUAACCUGGGGAAAAAUAGCUCGACAGAUAUAGAGCUCAUGCUAGAAUCCGUGCCGGUGGUGUGUAAGGCUCUGGAAGGAGGAAAACUGGCGUAUUGGGAACUGGGGAAUGAGCCGGAUUUGUACAAGACGUCCGCACAGGGCAUCAAGAGACCGGCGAACUGGACGGAACAAGACUAUGUGAAUGAGUGGUUGAACAAGACAGCGCGGAUCGAGAAGAGAUUGGUCGAGGCGUGUCCUGAGCUCGCAGACUCAAAAUACAUUGCGCCUUCAUUCGCCGGGGUCACCAACAGCUUGAAUCCCGUGGUGACGUGGGAGAAAGGCCUAGACAACAGCCGGAACAUUGCCCUCAAUUCCGAACACAACUACAUCGGUGGCGCCACUCAGCCGGGAGUAACACUGCAGAAUACGCUAAUGAACCAUACUAAGACGGUGGAAAGCGUCGCACAACAGGUCAACGUCUCACGUAUCUUGUCGAACGACAACCUGACCCCGGGCAUCCCCUAUAUCCUGGGCGAGACCAACUCUUUGUACAACCAGGGCGCGCCUGGACUGUCCAAUUCAUUCGGGGCUGCACUUUGGGGGGUAGACUUCAACCUUUACUGCGCCUCGCAGAACAUCCGCCGAACCCAUAUGCAUCAGGGAAGUAAUUACAAUUACAUCUCCUGGCAGCCAGUAGGAACGAAUCGUACAUCCAUAGGCACGAAGGCGCCGUAUUACGGCAAUGCCAUGGUGGCGGCCAUGCUCCACGGCGGAGACGAUGUCCGUAUUGUCAAUCUCCCGCUGGCCGCGGAUACGGAAGCCGCAUAUGCCGCGUACGUGAAUGACUCUCUGGUCCGAGUGGCUGUCAUCAACCUGGUGGAGUUCAACUACACCUCAACCGAUUCGAUAGCAGAGAAAGUGGAGAGCAGACCCAGCGCGAAGUAUACGUUCCAGUUGCCUUCAUCUGGAUCGGUGUACUCCGACUCGGUUUCAGUGCAGCGGCUGAUGGCGAACGGCAGCAACGCCAUCACGGGGAUCACCUGGGACGGCUGGUCUUACAAUUACGAGCUGGCACAGGGUAAGCCAGUUCGAUUGCAGAACGUAACGAUCGGAGAGGCGAUCUCGGUGGGCGACGAUGGGGUUGUGGAGAUCGAGAUCCCCUACUCCAGCGCUGCAAUCCUCAGUCUGUGAAAGGUCAUCCGGUGUGGGCCGUAGAAGCUGUAACAAUAGGGUAUGCAUGGUAGAAGAUAUCUAUCCGCGGAACUCUGGCCUCUGUAUCAUUCAUGAUGCGGCUCCCACGCGGUUAGCAUCCGUGGAA